Caenorhabditis angaria is the source of this 2094-nucleotide messenger RNA. Lineage: Eukaryota; Metazoa; Nematoda; Chromadorea; Rhabditida; Rhabditidae. The record is from the annotation of a GenBank genome assembly.
AUGUUUCCUCUACUAUUUCUAUUAAUUGCAUUUUGUUUUAAUGUUCAUAUCGCUGAAAAUUGUGAGACAUUUUCGAACAAUUUCCAACUGAUAUAUUAAAUUCAAAAAAAAAUUGCAGGUUCUUAUGAGCCAGUAAUCCGUGGGGUUCAUAUUAAUCAAACAUUGGGAGAUUUGAAUCGCCAGAUAUUUCCUAACUCGACAAAUUGCAAGGAAAAAUGUUUGUUGUCUGAGUUUUUCAAUUGCACUGCAGUUAUUUGGGAUAGCGCAAAUCAACUCGGACCGUGUUUUAUAUUAGAUACGGUAAAUCAUUUGUUCCCUUGAAGUGAACAUAGGAGGUGUUGAUUCUGGUGUAGCAGAUUGGCGUCAGAAGUCCCGAAAAAGUCUUUUCCGGGUUUUCCGGAAAUGUUUCACAUAGAACUUCCUGUGUUUCAGUGUUCAGAAACCAGUGAAACAUUGGAAACCACAAUCAGAACCAUAAAAUCAAUGAGAAAACAUUCUUUUCAUCAAUAUGUAAUUAUAUUGCAGGUAAACACCACAAAUGGAAUUAUUACCAAUAACAGUAGUUUUAUUCUGCAUCUCAAAACCUGCGGAAACGACACAAUUCCAAGUGUGAAACCAUGUACUUUUGAAGCCACAGAAAGUCUUAUUAGUGUCGCCUCAAAGAAUAUCUCAUUUUCCGAAUCAUCCAACACAGCUGAAUGUGAAAAUCUCUGUCUUUCCACAUUCAUGUGUCAAAGUUUUAUUAUCAGUGAAACAACUGGUAAUUGUCAUUUAUAUGCAGAAACUCCCACAAAUCUUGAAGUCGGUGAUUCAAUUCUUUAUACCAAAACGUGUGAAAAUGCAAUAAGUCAGUUAUCUCUCAUUAUUUGUUUUUCCAAAAUCAAAAUUCAAAAAAUAAUUCCAGAAAAUUGUAUUUACACAAGUUGGUCUGAAUGGUCAACGUGUUCUGAAUGCAGUCAAUCGAGAACCCGAACAGUCCUUGAACAAUCUGAAGAUGGUGGUGUCGAAUGUUCAGACAAUGAAUCCUACGAGCAAAUUUCCUGUGUUAGUGAUUCAUCCUGUCAAAAAUCAUAAUUUUAUCCUUCAAUAAACUCAUUUAUUUUUCUAGAAUUGCGACUCGAGUUCUGUUCGAAUUUCCAGAUCAUCAGCAAAAAUCAAUAAAAUUGAUUGUGACUAUUCAAAUUGGAGUGAAUGGAAUACGUGUGAUAAAGAAACCUGUCUGAUUCAAAGAAAUCGAACAUCACAAGUUUUUCAAAAAUUAUUUUCAUAUGAAAAAGAAAAUUUUGUUUUCAGAAAUGUGAUGUUGAUGUGGAUAGAUUGCCUUGUAAUUGUUCUGGAACUGCAAUAAGCUCUCAAACUACAAAGGAAACUGGAUGUCGGAUUGAUAAUUUCAGUUUGUACAGUAGACCAUCAUCAAAGGGAAUCAAGGUAAGAUUUCCUAGUGGGUUGGCAAGAAUUAGAAGUUCAUCGUGAUUCAUAAUUUGAUUCCCGAUAUUUUCUAGUCGCUAACCCUUUUCAGGUAAUCUCAAAUCCAACAUCGAGUUGUGCGAAUGCCUGUGCGAGUGAAACCUCCUUCAUGUGUGAAGCAUUUUCUUUACCCGUUUCUGGAAAUGGAUCUUGUAUACUUUAUGGAGAAAUCGAUCAAUAUGUGAUUCAAACCGAUGAUAGUCAACAUUUUCUGCAAGAUGUGUUUUGUACCACUGAAGGUAAAGAUGGAGGGGCGGUUAAAUUAAUGUUAGAUUAUUUUUAGGUCAAGGUGCAGAUAAAUUGUGCAGUUAUUCGUUUAAACGUUCUCUAAAUUUUCCGAAUUUUAAUGAGCCAACUCAAUACAGAAAUAUCACUCUUGAAGGUAAUGAAACUUGUGAGAAUUAUAAUUUGAGGAAUGGCGAAUUUUUAUCUGAUUUUUAUUAUAUGACUCAUGUUGGUAAGGAUUCUAAACUCCUUUUUAUACUUUGACCACUAUUUGAAAUCAUAUUUGUUGCAGAUCCAAAAAGGAACCAGUGCAUUAUUUUCAAUCCUCAAGAAGUGAACGAUAAAUUACAAAACUCCCUGAGUUGGGAUUCAUACACACUUCAAUGUUCAAAAAUUUUCUAA